AUGAGCAGCCUCCCCAUCCUGCAUCGGCUCCUGUUCCUGCUCGCACUCCAAGCCCCUCAAGCACAAGGGGCAACACUCAAGACACCAGGAACUCAACAAUGCUAUGAACUCAACCUGAUCCGGGAAAUUACAAAUGAUCUAGACAAGCUACCUGUGGCUUCAGAAGAAACAAGCCUCCAGAGGCCAAACCUGGAAGAAUUCCUGACAUUUGCCACAAAUUCCCUUGGAGAGGAUUCGAAAAUCAUGAAAAAUCUUAAGGAAAUCCAGCCAAUCCUGCCCACAGCCAUGUCCACGAAAGAGCCAAUCCUUAUUGAGAAGGAUAACUUGGGUGAUUUCCGGGUGAAAUUGAAGGAAUAUCUGUCUGCCAUUAGAGACUCUCUGAAUUGUAAGAACACAUAG
Balaenoptera acutorostrata (minke whale) is the source of this 399-nucleotide messenger RNA. RefSeq names its product interleukin-3. The transcript has 4 exons. Gene Ontology annotation, biological process: immune response. Gene Ontology annotation, molecular function: growth factor activity; interleukin-3 receptor binding. Bases 1 to 399 code for a protein of 132 amino acids. Gene Ontology annotation, cellular component: extracellular region. The record is from RefSeq and is a predicted model, not a curated record. NCBI's taxonomy places the organism in Eukaryota, Metazoa, Chordata, Mammalia, Artiodactyla, Balaenopteridae.